GCGCACGUUUAUUUCAUUAAUUUAAUCAUGCCUUUUCUUUACAAUAAUUUCAGGUAGGUGUACGGUUGGCUGUCAUGGAAUGCACUCCGAUCACUCGUACAAAGAAGGACAGACGUAUACGUAUGCGUUGGAAGGCAGAUCGGUAUCAUUGGUUACCGAGGGCCAGGGAGAGGCAUAUCUCAAGCUCAAAGCAGAUGUUGAAUUGGCCGUUAAACCUGACUGCGUAAGACAGCUUAGGUUGAAGAACGUCCAGGUCAACGGAGCUGCUGUGGCACAAGAUGAUCUAGAAAAGUACGCACUGCAAUUCAACUAUCAUCAUGGUCAUAUUGACACAGAGCUGUGUGCCGAGGCUGGAGACUCUCAAGCAUCGCUUAACAUCAAAAGAGCUGUAAUCUCCCUUUUCCAAUCCUCUGUAGUUGAAGAGGAAGGCUCGACGAGCAGACACGAGAUUGACGUUCUUGGUGGUUGCCUCACAGAUUUUACUUUCACCAAAGAGGGCGACGUACAAAUUGUACAUAAAAACAGAAAUUUAAAUCACUGCUCUAAUAGGGAAAAUAUUAAGCAAGGACUGUUUUCGGGCGUGGUCAAUCCCUCAGCUGGAAUUCAAUCUACUCCCCUCGUCGGAGCUCACCAAGAAGUUCAGCUGCGAUUUAAGAACGGAGUUCUCGAGAAGGCCGUCUCAACGGAAACAUAUAAGCUUAGGCCUUUUAGUAAUGGCGAUGCUGGAGCUAAGACAGUUAUUGAAACGACAUUAACGUUCAAGGGGAAAAAGGAGGACAGUCCAACCGCACCCGUAUCACUGCCAAAAUCACUAAUUUUCGAGCCCCCUCAUCCAGUAAUUAAAUCAUCAGUGGAGAGCAUUGAAAAAGCUUUGCAGCCAAUUCACAAGGAUGAUGCGGAAGCUGUGAAACCAGAGGAAGCGCGAAAAUUUUCCGAACUUAUCAGAGUUUUGCGAACUAGUAACAAAAACGACAUUCUCACGGUUUACCAUAGAAUAAAAGCUGGCGCCGGCUAUGACAAAGAAAGGGACAAGAACGCCCUUUUGGAUGCACUGUACCGCACUGGUACUGGCGAGUCUGCCGAGGUCGUUGUCGAGCUCAUCAAAAAUAAGGAAAUCAGCCAUUUGCAAGCCCUUCUUUAUUACAGCAAUCUUGCUUUCAUUCAGCACGUGAAUCUAGCGUCGGUGACGGCUAUAGUGACGCUUUUGGAUCAGCCGAAUUUGGCGCGCGUAGGAUAUCUCGGUAUCGGUCAAAUAAUCGGCAGAUACUGCCAAUAUCAUUCCUGUCAAAAUGUCCCUGAAAUUAAGAGUGCGUUGGAGAAGAUCGUGGCCAAGGUUAAAGACGGAAAAGCCGACAAACGCUCGGAUGAAAAUGUCAUCGUCGCUGCAUUAAAAGGCCUGGGUAACGCUAAGUAUCUCGACGACGCAACGUUGGAAAAGCUCGCGAAUAUCGCGGCAGACAAGGGGGUUCGCAAUCGGGUUCGCGUCGCUGCGAUCGAAGCUUUACCAACUAAAUGCUCGAUGGUUUGGAAAAAUGUACUUUUCAAGACCUUUGCCGAUCAAGAGGAGGAUAGCGAAAUUCGAAUCAAAACUUAUCUAUCAUUUGUCUCGUGUCCUUGCGUCAAGGUUGCGAAAGAGAUCAAGGAGGUAUUGGAUAACGAGAAAGUUUAUCAGGUCGGAUCUUUCAUAACUUCGCACUUGCGUAAUCUUCGAGCAUCGGCCGAUCCGUUUAAGCAAGAUGCCAAGGCGCACUUUGGCCAAAUAAAGUCACGCACGAAAUUCCCCGAGGAUUUUCGUAAGUUUUCAUUCAACAAUGAAUUAUCUUACAGCUUAGAUGCUUUCGGAAUUGGCGCUACAGCCGAGAGGAACGUUAUCUUCAGUCAAAAUAGCUUCGUUCCGCGCUCGGCGACAUUGAACUUAACCACGGAAAUCUUCGGGCACUCUUUCAAUUUCUUAGAGCUGAGCACGCGCGCCGAGAAUCUCGAUCGUUUAAUCGAGCAUUUCUUCGGGCCUAAGGGCACCGUUGCCGUUCAGAAGCCGCUGGAUAUUGCAAAGAAUGCCUACAGGGGCUUAAACGAGCUGCCGUUAUAUAUUUUGAAACGCUUCGAGACCAGCAUGCGGGCAAAACGCGACGUAAAGCAAGCGGAUCUCGACAAGUUUUCUAAUAGCGUGCAAUUGAGAGGUAACGAGGUCGAUGAAAAUGUCGAUCUUGAUUUGUCGAUUAAAUUGUUUGGCGCUGAAUUGGCAUUUUUGAGUUACGAAGGUACGGGCAAGACGUACAAUUCCCAGCAAAUCGUUGAUAAAAUUUUUUCAUGCUUCGAUCAAGCCGUUAACAAGAUAAAAAACUUAAAUUACGAUAUUGAAAAGCACAUUUACUUCCUUGACGCUGAAUUCAUCUAUCCGACCGGAUUGGGCGUUGCUCUGAAUUUGGGACUUACUGGCUCAAGCGUUGUACGCACAAAGAUCAACAGCAAAAUUGACAUUCCGGCAAUCUUCAAGAAUCCGAAGAACGCUGCUGUUAAAAUCGCCAUCGAGCCAAGUGCGUCCGUGGAAUUGGUUGGCGAUAUCGUUGUCGCCGAUGGUUUUGGAGCCGAAUCGGGAAUAAAGCUCGUAACAACAUUGCACACUGCCACUGGUUACGAUUUAAAUGUUAAGAACCUCGAUGGUAAGGGCAUCGACGUGAGUCUCGGAGUACCAAAGAGAAAGCAGGAAAUAAUUAGUAUAUCAAGCGAUGUAUUGUACAGUAGCGGCAAGCCGAACAAUUACAGCCCCGUUAAGUUUAGCAAGGGAAAGGAGAGAUCGGAUUGCUUUGAUCAAUUCACCGCCCCAUUGGGAUUCACCGUCUGUGGCCACAUUUCUUAUCCGUACGAUAAUAUCGCCGCUUUACAAAAGAAACCCCUGUAUCCACUCAACGGGCCCUUCAAAUUCUACGUGACCGUCGAAAACAAUGACGUAACCAGUUAUCAUUUCAAGGCUUUGUAUAAUGAUAAAAAUCCUAAAGAUCGCUCAUUGGAGAUUCUUCUGGAAACGCCGAAUAGCCGAACGAGCCGUUAUGUUUCUCUUAUGUUGCAGGCUGCCGUCGAGCCAGAAUUUAAAGUUAAAUUUUUAUUCGAUUCGCCGAUUAAUAAAGCAUCGGCGGAGGCUCUCGUUAAACGAGACGCCCAAGAGCAGAGUUUGACGGUGACGAUUAGAAACGGGCAAAUCGAAUAUUUUGCGCGCGUUGGAGUUGAGGCGCUAGGGGGAAGUAAAUAUAAGCCUGUUUUGGAAUACAAAGUCCCCGAGCACAUUGAGAAGCUCGCUGGCUUGAAAGCCGAUAAGAAGGCAAGUGGCAAGGGAGGCCAAGUUCAUCAAGUCGAGGGAAGCGUGGAAGUGGCCGAUCACGAUGGCGGCAAGAAGUACGUAUUCAACGACGUUCAAUUGAUCUCAAAUGGUCAUAAGAUUAUUGGAAUCGAUGGCAAUGCCGUCUCCACCCCAAAGUCCAUUGAGAUCGACGUGAGCCUCAGCUACACGAAUGAAAAAUUAGGUUUUAAAGUCGAUGGGAAGCGUCUUGGAGAGCAUCAGUAUGUGCUAUCAGCCUCCGCCUUACCAUCCAAGAAUCCGGAAAAUUCAUUCGGCAUCGAAUGGGACUAUCAUCGCCAAAAGACACGAUGGGAUCAUAAAUUUGCCUUUGUACAGGGCGCUGACUUGAAAUCGAAUGAUCAUCGACUGCAGCUCACCCAGAGCGCUGAAUAUAAUUUCGAGCCCAGCCAAUUUUCAUUAUCAACGAAGAACAAGCUCACUUAUCCGAAAGCAGCGCUCGUGGUGAAAUUUGACGGUGCCUUGAACAAACAGUCCUUAAAAACCGAAGCGGAAUUUAAAUAUGAUAAAUUCAAAUUCGGGGCGGAACUUGCUGGUAAAAUAAAUGUCAACAAAGUCGGUGACUAUGACGUUGAAUUCAAUGCCGAAGUUCUUGAAAAUAAAGUGAAGCUUUUAUCGAAGAGAUCGAUUGUCGACGAGACGACAAGUAAAUUUGAAAAUCUUUUAAAAUUAACGCCCGGCGGUACGUAUCAAGCCGACGCGACAAUCAAGUGGCAAGUGAAGAAAAAUGACGUCAACGUAGUCGUUGGAGCGGAUAUUAAUCUUAAUAGCAAGAAAAUCAAGCUGGAUACGGGUUUUGAGCACGUGCCCGAGAAACUCAACAAUUACGUUCAAAUAAUUGGCAACGGGGUUAAGUAUGUCGAUUACAGUCUAAAGAUUCAUAAAGGACUGGAGCCCACGGGUGAUCUUAUUCUUAAUUUGAAGAAUUAUUUGACAACCAGCGGCCAUUUUGCGUAUAAAAGCGGCACGGGCAAUGCCGAAAUUACAAUUAAUAUCCCGAAAAUUAAUCGGGAAAUAAAGGGCGACGGGAUCGUUAGCAUAUCAGGUAGCAAAUAUAAUGCAAAAUUAGGACUUGCUUACGAUGCCAGUAAGGAUCCGAGCAAAAAAAUCGAGAUAAACACAAUGACCGAUUUGACAAGGAAUUCGAUCUCAUCGAACAACGUUAUUAAAAUUUUGACGUACAAGACCGAAGUCAAUUUGUUGGGAAACCGCGAGGGCGACCUAUACAAUGGCAAGCAAAACGGAAUCGUCGACAUUCUGUUGCCGAAUGGCCGAUAUUUAAUGUGGAAAAUCGAUCGCACAGCCGCGAGAAAAGAUGAUAAAAUUGAAGCUAAGGGCAUGUUCGAGGUAGCCGAUUACGUAACCAAGGGCGGCGAGGGCAAAAAAUUAAUCGUUAACUUCAAUGCUAAUAUCGCGAGUGUAAAGGAGCGACUGUUCGAUACUGCCUAUCAGAUUAAAUAUGUCCAUAACAAUGGCAAGGAUCUCAUACUCGAUAUAACGGGCAAGAAUCUCGCGCAACCCAAUUCGGAAAAGAAAUCCGGAGCAGCGAACGUCAAAGUAUCGGGCAGUUUCGUUCCAUACACAGCUGGCGUCACCGCCGCAGCCGACUAUGAACGCAAAAACGUCGCUUUCAAGGGCACCGCUUAUAGAGGGAGCGACUUUGUCAUCGAGAGUAACGUAAAUUAUGCAUUUGGAAACGAAAUUGACAAGCCGACGACGUAUAAGGGCGACGUCCAAGCUAAGCUUCCUAGUGACGUAUUGAAGAACAUUAAACUCGAAUUUGAUAAUUCCAUGCUUAUUGUUAAAGACGGCAAUGUAGAAAUUACUCGAUCGAAAAUACUGACGUACAAUGAUAAUAAGAAAAUAAAAAUCGAUACUCAUUACAAGCACUCGGGUGAAUAUAAUUUCGAGGCUCUCGGUACGUUCGCCCGUACAUUCUCAUUGUCGCUCAAAGUGCUGGACAAGCCAACUCUAACCGUCAAUGAAAAUUAUAAUCACGAUUUGACCGGAGAUUUGAAGAAAAUCCAAGAGAAGGGAAGCAUCAAAUUUGGCGAUAAGGAAGUUACGAGUAACGUCGAUUUACAAUGGCUACCUGAAUUCAAUAAGGUUUCGGUAAAUGGAAAAUUCACCACCCCGUUCGAGAAGUUGAAGAACAUCGAUCUUCAAGUCGAUCACAAGAGGGACAAUGAAAAAUCAAGAAAAACAGAAGUUUCUCUUACCGUCGAUGGUGUCAAAUAUACGCAAACGACUGCAAUUGAAUUAGAGGAGGCGCCUGGAAUUCACUUGGUUUUCACAUAUCCGGCAGGAAAAACCGAGCUCUUGGCUAAGUUUAAGAAACUAGGAGAGAACGAGUAUUCCGGCGAUUAUAAAUUGCUGACACCCAAGGGAUUCAUUACCGUCGAUGGCCGCGUUAAAUUGGAAAGCGUCGAUGACUUUGUCCUCAAUGUUAACUUUGACAGCGAUAAGUUUAAGUAUCGUAAAAUUCAUGCAGAAAUUGCAAAUAAACCGAGUUCCCAAGAUGGACGAAGAAUUUUCAUUACAGUUACGAGCGAGGGCAAAAAUCUCGUUACUGGAAGCACGAAUUACAAAAGGCACGAAGAGGACAAGAAAGUGACUCUUGAGGGUAGCGGCAGCCUCAAGGUCGGCGAGAACACAAAAAGUUCCUCUUUCAAGUACGUCCGUAAGCAACUGACGCGCGAGUCCGACAAGGAAGUCGGAGUCGCCAUUAUACUGAAUACAAGCUUUGGACGUUCGGCGAUCGUCGGCGAGCUCAAACUCUCCGACAAGGAGGUGCACGUGUUUAACAGCUACUGCGAGCAGAGCAAAGAUUGCGCGCACUUCAAGCUCCAGUCGACCCUCGAUACCGACCAUCUGACUCAUUUGAAUCACAAUCUUCAAGUCGAAGUGAAUCUUAAGAAAUUCAACGUACCCGUCGAGUUUGGACUUAUGUCCGGCACGAAGUAUGCCGACUAUUCGUUAGAUCAUCAAGCCAAUCUUUAUCUUCAUUCCUCCAAGGAUCGCACCCAGUAUACUUAUCACGUUUAUUUCAAUAAGCGCGAGUCCGCUGCGGUACUAUCACUACCCAGUCGCGAGUUGGCCAUUGUUGCCUUCCACGAUGUUCCCGCCAUUAAACAUUCCGGGGCUUACAAGAUCGAUGUGUCCUUGUAUUUGGAUAGAAAGAACAAGCCUGCCGAGAAAACGAGUCUCAUAUGCUCUGGCGACAUCAACGUUGACAAGAAUACCGUAGCGAUUAACGGUGAAGCCAAAUUUACUUAUCCGUUCCAAACUAAGGAUAUGAUUGUGAAAGGAAAAUUGCACGUGGGCGGUGAACAGUUACUCGAUGCCAAUGUGGACAUCGACGUAUUUAAUACGAAAAACGACAAGAUCAUUGCUACCGCUAAGCUCGUUCGCGUCGCACAGCCCAAAGGUUAUAACGUUACGAGUAAUUUCAAUUUACGUAGCAAGGGACAACAAUUGGACGUUAAAGUUGACCAGCACUACGCAGUCAAGCCAUACUCCAUUGAUCUUGGAUCAGCGAUAUUCUACACGGAUAAGAAUCAAAAACCAAAAUCUCUCGGCGCCUAUCUUAUAGCUAAUCUCGAACAAAUCGAUCUAUUUGCCUACAUACCGGAUAAGGAGCUUGUCAAAUCUCACACAGCCAUAAGCGUCUCAAAGCAUUCGCACAAAUUCGAGACUGAAUUCUCUCUGCUCGGCAAACCACCCGUUGCUAUAAAUUACGAGCUCAAGGACUACAAUAGUUUUACAUUCGACUUGGGCCGUAAAGACGAUGGGAAGAAUAAGAUCGUUGCCAAUGGGAAAGUUGUUCUUGGGCAGCUUGCUGAAAUUCAUGCCGAUGCCUUCAAAGAUGGAAGCAAAUUAGAUUUGUUCCAUCUAUUAAUACAUCUGGACGAGGGCAAAUUUAUGAAGCCCGACUUUGCUUACAACAACAAGAACAUUAUCGCCACAGUGAAUAAAUUCCGCGAGCAGAUCGUCGAGCGGAUUAAGCAACUUAAACAAGUUAGCGAGGGAAUUGGCAAGGAAGUUGUCGCUGAACUGACAGACUUUUUUGAACAUCUGAAAAAGGCUAAACCAAGCUUCAAGCCCUUAGUAACGUACUUUGAGGCCGAGCUGGUCAAACUUAAAAAUGAACUUCACGCUGAUCAAACAAUUAAAGAAAUUCAAGACAUUCUGAAUAAGACGUUCGGUGGACUUAUAGCGGCGAUCACCGAGACCGUAAAGAAAUUCGCUGAACAUUUUGAAGAGCUGCAGGAGCAACUUAACGAUAUCUGUAAUAAAUUGCAACAAGCCAUCAAAUCGACAUAUCCGCAAUUGAAGGAAUCAUUCGACAAAGUUUUUAAAGUUUGCGUAACCGUGUUCGACACGGCCUGCAAAUUGGCCACAGCUUACGUCGAGGCCAUUCUCAAAGUCUUGAACGAGCAUCAAAAGGACAUUGAAGAGCUAGUAUCCGUCGCAUCGGAGCUCAUCCAAGACAUCGCGAAAAUCGUUGUCAAGGGCGCGACUCAAAUUGAAAAAGAAGUGAAAGAAUUCGUCCAGUUGCUGGUACAGCAGGUCCGGGCACUUCCUAUUUAUGAAGUAGCGCAGAGGAUGCUGAAGGAGAUCGUUAAUUACAGACUGCCCGACUACAUUAUCGGCCCAAUCGAGGAAUUCUGCAACAACAUCAAAAACUUAUUGCCUACGCAAGAAUUGAAAGAUUUCUUCACCACUGUUUACAACUACAUUCUUAAGCACGUCAAGCACCACGAUGUUGACGAUUCGAGCGAAGUGAAGAAGAUCUACUCUCAAGCUUGGAAUGCAAUUCGCUCGAUUAUUCAUCUUUUACAGUCGCACGCCACCGUCGAGAAUGUUUUUGGCUUCUUGGAGACUCAAUUCCCAGUCGAUAUUAGUUACUUAAGAAAAUUGCCCGGCCUUUCGACUAUCCGAUUGUCCGUACUGAAACUAUUGCUCAAUCGCGAACUUCCAUCAGUCUCCGAUCUUUACUACGUUUACAGGCCAAUUCAUCAUGCUCACGAUAUGUUUCCACCAUCCAAGAAAUACGGAUUUUUCGGCGACGGAGGCUACGUCAUUACAUUCGAUGGCAGACAAUUCGUAUUCUCGGGAACUUGCAACUACAUACUGGCGCAAGACAUGCAAGAUGGAAACUUCUCUGUCGUUGGAGAAUACGCUAAUGGUAAUCUUGUUAGCGUCACCAUUACCGAGCCAGGCGAAAGUGCCACGAUUAAGAGUAACGGGAACAUACUGAUUAACAAUAAGCCAGCCGAUUAUCCAGCAAGUACAAAGAAUUUAGAAGCCUAUUUGGCUACGCCAUUCCGAAGAAUUAAAUCGAAAUAUGGAGCUAAAGUUGUGUGCAAGAUCGGCUCGGGCUUGUAUUGUUACUUGAAAGUAUCAGGAUUCUAUCAUGGCAGACUUCGGGGUCUUCUCGGAGAUGCCAAUAACGAGCCAUCCGAUGAUUAUAUCCUACCAAGCGGUAAAGUAACUGCGAGUACCAGCGAUUUUGGAAACGCUUACAAGCUCAAUCCGUCGUGCGCCGCGACAUCGUCUAAGGAAGGCGAGGCAGCUCGAGCUCCAAUUUGUUCCAAAUACUUCUCCAGCGACUCCAAAUUAAGCUCGUGCUUCAAUUACGUGGAUCCUAAAGCAUUCCGGCAGGUGUGCGAUCAAUUGAUCGGCUCUGGACAGAAAUCCGGAGCGUGCAUCGCCGCGCAUUCUUACACGGUACUCUGCUCAUCACGGGAUAUAUCGAUCAAUCCCCCGAAAGAUUGCGUUCAGUGUAAAGUUGGAGAUUCGUAUAUCGAUGGUGGCGAUAGCUUUAGCGUGAAGAUCCCUAGAAAGCAGGCUGACAUUAUAUUUGUUGUUGAGCAAGAGGCUGACAAUGAAAAGGCUUUCAAAGAACUCGUGAAGCCUUUGAUGGGCGAAAUUAGAACUGAGCUGAAGCAGCAAGGAAUUACGUAA
Messenger RNA from Ceratosolen solmsi marchali, 9322 nucleotides. It is a transcript of the gene apolpp, whose product is annotated as retinoid- and fatty-acid binding glycoprotein apolipophorin. Gene Ontology annotation, molecular function: lipid carrier activity. The record is from RefSeq and is a predicted model, not a curated record. The transcript is spliced from 19 exons. Bases 80 to 9322 code for a protein of 3080 amino acids. Gene Ontology annotation, biological process: lipid transport. NCBI's taxonomy places the organism in Eukaryota, Metazoa, Arthropoda, Insecta, Hymenoptera, Agaonidae.